Messenger RNA from Notothenia coriiceps (black rockcod), 1690 nucleotides. Its product is annotated as E3 ubiquitin-protein ligase MYLIP-A. Gene Ontology annotation, cellular component: cytoskeleton. Lineage: Eukaryota; Metazoa; Chordata; Actinopteri; Perciformes; Nototheniidae. The record is from RefSeq and is a predicted model, not a curated record. Bases 130 to 1566 code for a protein of 478 amino acids. The transcript is spliced from 7 exons. Gene Ontology annotation, molecular function: ubiquitin-protein transferase activity. Gene Ontology annotation, biological process: ubiquitin-dependent protein catabolic process.
CCACACGGACUGGAAGGGCUAUGAAAGUGACGAAGGCUUGAUGUUGGGGGUUUUAAAGAAGGCUCGAGAAGUGUUUUAUUAUUUUUUUUAAAGGUGGCAAACCAAAGAUUAGCAGAAUACACAGCCAAAAUGCUCUGCCACGUUACUCGUCCGGAUUCAGUGGUGAUGGAAGUGGAAGUUGAUGCGAAGGCGAACGGUGAAGACUGUCUGAAUAAGGUUUGCAGAAAGUUGGGCAUAAUUGAAGUGGACUACUUUGGGCUGCAGUUCACGGGCAGCAAAGGAGAGAACCUGUGGCUGAAUCUGAGGAAUCGCAUCUGUCAGCAGAUGGAUAACGUGACGCCGUGUCGACUGAGGCUGAGGGUCAAGUUCUUUGUGGAGCCCCAUCUCAUUCUGCAGGAACAGACGAGACACGUGUUCUUCAUGCACGUGAAGGAGGACCUCCAUAACGGGCACCUACGGAUGGGCUCAGAACAAGCUGAGGAGCUGAGCUCGCUCCUGGCACAGGCAGAGUUUGGGGACUACAACCAAAACACAGCAAAGUACUGGUACUCCGAGCUGUGUGGAGAGGAUCCCAGCACGGCCACCAUGAACAGCAUAAUUUCCAGACACAAGGCUCUGGAGGGUUUGGGCCCGGGCUCCGUGGAGUACCAGGCCCUGCAGCUGGUCUCCUCUCUGGAGCAUUACGGUGUGGAGUGGCACUGGGCGCGCGACGCAAACGGCCAGCGGCUCGCCAUUGGAGUCGGCCCUGAAGGCAUCGCCAUUUGCAAGGAGGACUUCAGUUUAGUCAACAGAAUAAGCUAUCCAAUCAUCCAGAUUGCAACCCAGUCGGGGAAGAGUGUGUACUUGACGGUAACCAAGGACACAAAUGACAGCGUGGUGCUUUUGUUCAAGCUGAUCAGUAACCGGGCAGCCAGCGGUCUGUACCGAGCCAUUACAGAGACACACGCCUUCUACAGGUGUGACACAGUAACCAACGCAGUGAUGAUGCAGUACAGCAGAGACUUUAAGGGCCACCUAGCUUCCCUUUUCCUCAACGAGAACAUCAACCUUGGCAAGAAGUACGUCUUCGACAUCCGACGCACCUCCAAGGAAGUGUACGACCAGGCCCGCCGCGCCCUCUACAACUCGGGGGUCGCUGACCUGGGCUCUGGCAGCGGUGAGCGCUCCUCUCCUUCACGCUCCCCCAGCCGAGACGACCCCCAGGACGAGGGGCUGGACUGCGGCAGCUGCCAGCAGAGCAGAGCACUGCAGGAGCGGCUGCAGAAGCUCCGGGAGGCUCUGCUGUGCGUGCUCUGCUGCGAGGAGGAGAUCGACGCUGCGUUCUGCCCCUGCGGACACAUGGUGUGCUGCCAGAGCUGCGCAAACCAGCUGCAGCUGUGUCCCGUGUGUCGGUCGGAGGUGGAGCACGUGCAGCACGUCUACCUGCCCACCUGCACCAGCCUGCUGAACCUGACGCUGACCGACAACCACCAGCACCGCAGCCCCCCCGCUCCCAUCCACAGAGAACUGGCUUCUCCGCACAGCUGCUCUGCAACAGAGUACGAGCACAAGAUCUACCACACAUAAAGACAACUCCACCAAACUCCAUUACGAACACUUUGAAGCAAAACCAGCCAGAUUGAGGUUUCACGAAAAAAGAAACAUUCCUCGUCCAUCUGUGUUUCCUGCCUGGAAUCCAAGAACUACCAAA